This is a messenger RNA of Melitaea cinxia (Glanville fritillary), 1650 nucleotides long. RefSeq names its product catalase-like. Gene Ontology annotation, cellular component: cytoplasm; peroxisome; mitochondrion. The transcript is spliced from 2 exons. NCBI's taxonomy places the organism in Eukaryota, Metazoa, Arthropoda, Insecta, Lepidoptera, Nymphalidae. Bases 1 to 1626 code for a protein of 541 amino acids. Gene Ontology annotation, molecular function: heme binding; catalase activity. Gene Ontology annotation, biological process: hydrogen peroxide catabolic process; response to hydrogen peroxide. The record is from RefSeq and is a predicted model, not a curated record.
AUGAAGUGCAAGGAAGCGCAUGUGUUUUUUAUAUUAUUACUUGCAUUUAAUUAUGUUCAGUGCGUUGAUAACGGAUUACAUGAAUAUUUCAAUAGAACCGAUCCUGCCACUCGUCAACUAUGUGAAUUUAAAAUGGAACAUCCGAAACCGAUAGGCAUACUCACUACAAGUUCUGGAAAAUUUGUUGAGAUAAGAGAAUCUAUUGGUUUGAAUUCGGAUACCUUUUCAAAUCAGUACCAUAUAGACUUAAUAACGCAUGCUGAUGCAGAGAGAAUUCCUGAAAGGCUAGUUCACGCUAAAGGUACAGCUGCAUUUGGUUAUUUUGAAGUGACUAACGAUGUGUCUCAGUAUACAAAGGCAGACUUGUUUAAUGGGGUUGGUAAAAAAACUCCAGUAGUUGUCAGAUUCUCUACAGUCAUACAAAAUCUCGGAGGAAGCGACCUCGCUAGAGAAUUGAAAGGGAUGAGUGUCAAAUUUUAUACAAAUGAAGGCAAUUUAGAUCUUUUAGCUCUUAGUUUUCCUGUAUUUUUCCAUAGAGACCCAAACGAUUUUCCAAGUUUUGUUCAUGCUCUAAAAAGAAAUCCCAAAACUAAUCUAUUCGAUUUCACCUCUCAAUGGGAUUUUAUACUUAAAAAGCCUGAAACUUUACACGCUGUCCUAUGGUUGUUCUCUGAUUACGGGAUACCGAAUGGAUACAGAAAAAUGGACGCCUUUCCUAUUCACACGUUUGAAAUUAAUAAUAAAAAAGGCGACCGCUAUUUUGUUAAAUUUAAUUUUAGGACUGAACAAGGUGUAGAAAAUCUUCCAUCGGAUAUAGCUGAAGCCAUUGCAGCACGUGAUCCUGAUUACUAUACGAGAGAUUUAUACAAUGCUAUAGAAAACAAAAAGUAUCCUACGUGGAAGUUAGAAAUGGAUGUGAUGACGUUAGAAAAAAUCAAACAACUUGAUUACAAUCCAUUUGAAGUGACAAGACUUUGGAAGAAGGGUACAUAUUUCACAGUACCCAUUGGUCGUCUUAUUCUAAAUAGGAAUCCGGACAAUUUCUUCAGAGUUUCAGAACAAAGUGCUUUUAAUCCCGGUAACUUAGUGCCUGGUAUUCCAGGACCACUUGAUAAUAUGUUCAAAUCAAGACGUUUUUCUUAUCGAGAUACACAAGAUUACCGUCUAGGUGUUAAUCACAACAGAAUAACAGUAAAUACUCCGUUAUAUUGGAAAGUCUACGAUCGUGAUGGAAAACCACCUGUAAGAGAUAAUAUGAAGGAUGCACCAAAUUACUAUCCAAAUUCGUUUAAUGGACCAGUUCCAUAUGUAGAUUCAUCGCGGCCCAAAGAGAGAUUGCAUGUAUUCGACGUAAAUGCGGUCGAUUUAGAUCAAGCAGCAUAUUUUUACAACCACUACUUGAACGAUGAUCAAAGAGCAAGGCUUAUUAACAAUACUGUACCUACAUUAGUUCCUAUAUCUGCUUACUUGCAAAGAAGAGUAAUACGUUUAUUAACACUGACCGACCCGAGUUUAGGAAGGGCAGUAGAAAAUAGAUUACUUGAAGCAUUAGAAAUGCCGUCACCUGCCCAAAUGCCAGUUUUAAAAGAUCCAAAGCGGAGGCAUCAAAGCUAUACCAAAUCUUAAGUAAUAAAAUAAACAACAAAGCUA